Messenger RNA from Pogona vitticeps (central bearded dragon), 1508 nucleotides. The record is from RefSeq and is a predicted model, not a curated record. NCBI's taxonomy places the organism in Eukaryota, Metazoa, Chordata, Lepidosauria, Squamata, Agamidae.
GUGCCGGGCAGCUACUGCAGUUUUCGCCGGCAGCAACUGAGGGAGAGGUGCGGGAAUAUCAUCUUCCGCUAGCCUCGUCACUCGGGCGGUUUCUUCAUUCCGGCUCUUCCCCGCCAUGACAACCACAACCACAUUUAAGGGGAUGGACCCCAGCGGACGUAGCAGCUCUAGGGUUCUUCGUCCGCCAGGUGGUGGUUCCAAUUUCAACCUUGGAUUUGAUUUGCCAAAAGAACAGCAAGGAGGAAGAAGGAGCAAGAUGGCAUCCAGUAUCUUUGGGACCCCAGAAGAGAAUCCACCCUCCUGGGCUAGAUCAACAGCCAAGUCCAGUGAUAUCAGUGAAAAUCCUGAAGAACUUGGCUCAGAUAGGAUAAAUUCUUCUGAUGCAAAUUCUGGUGAUUGUGUAGAUCCAAAGAGCGGGGAAGGCGAGGCUCCUGAAAACACAGAAGUUGAAAUAGAAGCUGCUUCAGGCCUGAGUGAAGAAAAGCCCCUGCCGGCUGCACCAGUGCCUAGCCCAGUAGCCUCAGCACCAGCACCAUCUAGGAGAAAUCCACCUGGCGGAAAAUCCAGCCUAGUCCUCGGUUAAAAAUCAUCCUCCUUUGCUCCUUCUUAUUACUUGGAACUCAUGUCUGUCGUUCUUUCUUUUUUUCUUCCAUGCUUGUGAACUGCACAACUUGAGCCUGACUGUACUUCUCAAGCUAUCAUUAAAGAAGCACUUUAUGUACUUCAUCUUUUUUAUUAUUAUUAUUUUAAAGGAAGGUGUUUUUUUUUUCUUUCCCAACUUCUGUAUUGUCUCCCUUGGGUCUAAUGGAAGUAGCAUGUGUGAUUCCUCCCCCCCCCCCCCCGCGNGUAGAUGUAGAGCAGUGGUACUUAUUAUGCAGCCUGUGGCUGACCGAAUGGUUUCUAAGGUCUCUUAUAGUGGUGUGUUUUAUCAACUAGGCUGGUUGGUUCUAAGUGUGCUAGGUGGCAUUUUUGUCUUGAAACACAUAGAAACCCCUCAGUUGGCUUAGGAGGACUGAAAGUUGGGGGUGUACAUAUCAGAAGGUGGGUAACAAAUGUUCUUUUUCCUCUUUCUCCCUUACCCAUUUCUGCAACACAUGCUGGUUGGUUAUCCAAGGUAUUGUUCAAUAACUGGCAAAUGUCUGAAGCCCUGUUGUGCAUUACAGAACAGUAGAGUUGUGGUGCUAGUAAUCAACCAUGCUGUCUUAAGAAGACUCUUGAUUCAGCCAUGAGAAGAUGGGGGCAGUGCCAGUUAUGACUGGUGACAUGAGCCUGCUGUUCUGUUCCUUGAGUAUCGGUCCCCUUUAAGCGAUGGUGGAAUGGACCACAUGGAAGUUAGCUUUGGGUGGAGACAAAUCUCAGAAGGGACAUUCUAGUCCAAAUGACUCCAGUGCUAUGCAUGAUCAUGCUAGUGCUUGACCAUGAGGUGAGAAUCUCAUCCUUCUAAUUGUGUGUUGUAUCUUGAUAAAGCUGGAUUGUUGCUUAAAAAUAAAGGAUAUAGAAAUUUUGAA